AUGAAGGGUUUCAAGCUAUUUUUAAAAAUUAUCCUUAUAACAAGGCUUUUAAAGGUUGAAGCAAAAGGGUCAACAAGAUCGUUAUCUGAAAUUGUAGAGGAAGAAUCAUUGUACAAGAUCGAUGCCAAGUAUACAACCUUGCUUAAUGAGAUAAAUUCAACUUUUUUCAAUAGACCCCUCAAUACAGCAAACAAUAGGGAAUUCGAGACAAAAUUCCAAAUGGUUCUUACCGGUUUGAGCUUAAGCAUUUAUGACUUAGCUGAUAAAAUUGAUAUUUACACAGAUUUCUCGACUUAUAAUCAAAUUCGAUUGGAGCUCGAAAGAGAGAUUUUCAAAAAAUUACAAACCGCGGAGCGUCUGCUUAAGCUCAAAAACCUUAUACCCAUAUGUCGAAUCUUUUUUACGAACCAGCAAGAUGAGCUGAAGGCAAGCUUCAAAGAGUCAAACUUUAUGAAACUGGAAAUACUAAAUAAUCCGAGUCCCGAUUGUGAGAGUGUUGAAUUCCAUAAAAUUACCAUGCCCGCAACAUCACUAACUACUACAACGCCAAGUACAACGUCAAGGACAACGCCCAAGCCAAUCAACUAUGAUGAACUGCUGCAAAAUAUCCUCCUAAAGUAUAACAAACGGCCGUGGGGAAAUCGAAAGUACCCGGACUUCGAUAAAAAAAUCUGGGUUGUGUUAAUGGCCCUAAAUAGCGAAGAAAGAAGUCAUAAGAAAGAGACGUACAUUACUUUUCAGGCGUACGACGAUGAUCGAGAAAAACUGGAUAAAGAAUUGGCAAUUCGAAUUGGAAAAUUCAAAAAGCGAAUUGAGAACGAAUCAAAUGCUGAUUGCAAAUCCGACCUUCUAUACUUGAACAAGAAGUUGGCUCUAAACAUGUACAAAACCUUAGACGAAAAAAGAGCUGUCUUAGUCUCCACAAACUUUGUGCUAUCAUGUGCUCAAAAUUAAUACG
Molecule: messenger RNA, 958 nt
Organism: Drosophila ficusphila
Lineage: Eukaryota; Metazoa; Arthropoda; Insecta; Diptera; Drosophilidae
Exons: 3
Coding region: 1-954 (317 amino acids)
Source: RefSeq, a predicted model, not a curated record